AUGCAAGAUAAUAUUGAUAAGGUGAUGAACCGUGGAGAAAGAAUAGAUGAACUACGUGGAAAAGCUGAGGAUUUGAAUGCCACGGCUGGAAACUUUAAACGUGGAGCCAAUCAAGUACGCAAGAGAAUGUGGUGGAAGGAUUUUAAAUGGAAAAUCAUCAUUGGUCUCACUAUUCUUGUCAUCAUUGGUAUCAUCAUUGGUUCUAUUGUUGGAACUCAAACUCAUAAAGAUGAUAAUAGUAAACAGCAACAACCUCCUACUACUUCUCAAGAAACACAGCAACAGUCAUCAUCAACAACUUCUAUUAUACAAGCUACAUCACAUCCUUAA
Molecule: messenger RNA, 330 nt
Organism: Halteromyces radiatus
Lineage: Eukaryota; Fungi; Mucoromycota; Mucoromycetes; Mucorales; Cunninghamellaceae
Product: synaptobrevin-domain-containing protein
Exons: 3
Coding region: 1-330 (109 amino acids)
Biological process (GO): vesicle fusion; vesicle-mediated transport
Cellular component (GO): SNARE complex; plasma membrane
Molecular function (GO): syntaxin binding; SNAP receptor activity
Source: RefSeq, a predicted model, not a curated record